This is a messenger RNA of Diversispora eburnea, 228 nucleotides long. NCBI's taxonomy places the organism in Eukaryota, Fungi, Glomeromycota, Glomeromycetes, Diversisporales, Diversisporaceae. The record is from the annotation of a GenBank genome assembly.
AUGGAUCAUCAAGAUUCCUCUUCUUUAUCUUCUUUACAACUCGCUUCGAAUUUCACACAUAUGAUUAAUGAUGCAAAAACAACCAUAAUUCCUGCACAAGAAAAUGGAUCGCAAGGAUCAACAUCAUAUCCACUUCUAGCCCCAGUAAAUGAAUAUAAUUCUGGCAACUACUCUCAAGUAAAUUCUUGUCGUAAAUACUCUUCCCAAAAUCUUGAUAAACGCGGUUAA